This is a messenger RNA of Neohortaea acidophila, 1518 nucleotides long. RefSeq names its product FAD dependent oxidoreductase-domain-containing protein. Gene Ontology annotation, cellular component: cytoplasm. Bases 1 to 1518 code for a protein of 505 amino acids. Gene Ontology annotation, molecular function: oxidoreductase activity. The transcript has 2 exons. The record is from RefSeq and is a predicted model, not a curated record. NCBI's taxonomy places the organism in Eukaryota, Fungi, Ascomycota, Dothideomycetes, Mycosphaerellales, Teratosphaeriaceae.
AUGGAAGACUACCACCCCCACCACCCACCACAUCACCACCACCCUCACCAUCCUCAUCACCCAGAUCACGGCCCCAGGCCCAGCGCUCCUCCAACGACCCACUCCACCAACUCCUUCUGGCACUCAGAACCCUCCGCACUCCUCACAGGCCAUCGAUCCACCCGCGACCUGCCCAGGACAGCAGAUGUAGUAAUAAUCGGAAGUGGCAUUACCGGAGCCAGUGUGGCACAUCACUUACUCACUUCCACUCACGGCGAAGGAAAGAAAGGACAAAGUGUUGUGAUGCUAGAAGCGAGAGAAGCAUGUUGGGGAGCUACAGGAAGAAAUGGCGGCCAUUGCGUUCCCAUGCCCAUCGAACACCCGGAAGACCCAACAAUAGGCCGCUUCGAACUGGCAAACUACCACGCCAUCCAAUCCCUCGUGGCGAGCAAGAACAUCGCCUGCGAAUUCGUCGCGCAGCCCGGCGUAGCUGCAAUUUGGGAUCAACGGACUUUAAUCGGCGUCGAGCUGACUAUGCUCGCGAUCCAGGAGAGUGCGCCUGAUCUCCGCCAGACCAUGCGCCUAGUGACGGACCGAGACGAACUGGCGAAGCUGCGUGUGCCCACCGCCCUUGGAGCAAUAGCAAGCAGCGUGGCGGCGCGCAUGUGGCCGUACAAGUUUGUCGCGCGCAUCCUCGAGGAUCUGCUGACCUCCACCGAACUACACGGGAGCUUCAAUUUGCAGACGCUGACGCCGGUGGAAUGUCUUGCGCCGUACGACUUUGAUCGAUGGACGGUCAAGACGCCUCGCGGCUGUAUUGUUGCGUCUAAAGUGGUGUUGGCUACGAAUGCUUACACUUCUCAUCUCCUACCGGACUUUGCGGAUUUGAUAGUGCCGUGCAGAGGACAGAUGAGUGCACUGACGCCGCUGCCGAGUGUAGAAGGCGACAACAGGCUCCUGGCGAACUACGGCUUUCGAGGCGACGGGAUGGACGACUACCUCGUCCAGCGACCCAACGAGAGUGGAGGUCAACUGAUGUUCGGAGGCGGGCGCCAGCAGGGCCGGAGCAUGGGCGUGACGGACGAUUCGUUCAUCAGCGACAAGACGGCUCAGUACUUGCGAACGCGUCUGCUCGAAGCCUUCAGCCUGCCCGAAGGCAAAUCGAACAGCAAAGCGGGGAAACACACAGAGUUCAAAGCCGAGUACGAAUGGACGGGCAUCAUGGGCUUUUCGCGCGACGAGCUUCCCUGGGUUGGACCGGUGCCCGGCAAGCCGAAUGUCUACCUCUCCGCCGGCUACACCGGCCACGGCAUGCCUAACACCUGGCUCUGCGGCAAGGCGGUCGCGAGGAUGGUGCAGGCCGACAGGACGGAUCACAUCGAGGAUGCAUGGGAGGAGUUUGGUCUGCCGCAGGCGUAUGUAGCUAGUGUUCGGCGAAUGGCGGAUUCGAGGCUGCUGGAAGAGGUCGAGGCGAAGGACUGGGCGGAGAUGGAGCGAGGGCGGCGAAGGACGGACAGGCCGCAUUCCGGGUAUGCAUGA